AAGAAACAGAAACCAAUAGCAUUGACCCUCACUGCAUUGGUUUGUUGUGUAUGUCAGCUAACUGAAAACUCUUUUAAUCGCCAACAUUGAAGUGUAUGUGUCCCACGAGUAGCGGACAAUGUCUACCCGGGCUCUGCGAAGACUCAGAGGGAAACAGCGGGGUCAGGAGGCCUUGGAUCUCGGGGAUGUAACUUUGGCUGACAGCCCGGAGGAGCAAGCUGCGGCUGAAGAGGAGCAGCUGGACGAGGCGAGUGUUUCUCCCCUGGCUGAAAGGAAAGGCAGUGGCCGAAAAGCGAAGAAAAACAAGGCUCAGAAAAACUUCAGCAACAUUUAUGAAUUGAUUGGUGAUGCAGACAGUGAGGCAGAGAAAAUCUCACCUGAUGAAGAGGCAGAGAAACCAGAUGGAAAUAAAACAAGUGGCCGGGAGAAUAAUGAUAACAGAGACACUGAGAAACCAGAUCAAAAGCAAGAGGAAGCAUCUACAAAGUCUUCAUCUUCUGGAGAUAGAGUUAAAAAGAAGAAGAAAAAGAAGAAGACAAAAGUGACGUCAGACGAUGGACAGGAGGCUGUACCAGAUGAUAACAUUGAUUUACUGCUGGAGAACCUGGAGCAGUCCAAUGGUCUGAGUUUGCAAAAUGAGGAUUGUGGAGGCUCUGACAGAAGAUCAGUGUUACAUGUGGAGCACAGGAAUCUCAACCCAGAGACGGAGCUGAAAAGAUAUUUUGGGGCUCGAGCUGUUCAAGGGGACCAAAGACCUCGUCAGAGAAACCGGCAGUUUCACCGCAGCACCUGGAUGACCAGUCCCAAGGACAGCUGGCCCCGCUUUAGCCGCCCAGGAAUCUCAAUGACCUUACUGCAGUCAAAAGAUGGCAUUCAGUACUUCACCUUUGAGCACAGUCGGGACUACCAGCAAGUACAGUUCAAGUUCCUGGAUGCUGUCGAGUCCAUGGAUCCCAACAACAUUGUGGCCCUGCUACAGCUUAACCCCUACCACAUUGAUUCCUUGCUGCAGCUCUCUGAUGUCUGCCGCAUACAGGAGGAUCAGGAGAUGGCCAGGGACCUCAUCGAGAGGGCCUUGUACAGCUUUGAGUGCGCUUUUCACCCUUUAUUCAGUCUGACCUCAGGUACCUGCAGACUUGAUUAUCUGAGACCAGAGAACAGGGCAUUUUAUUUGGCUCUUUAUAAACACAUGAUGUUCCUGGAGAAGAGAGGAUGCCCACGGACGGCUUUGGAGUACUGCAAACUGAUCCUGAGUUUGGACCCAGACUCUGAUCCACUUUGCAUGCUCCUGCUCAUUGAUUUCCUGACGCUGCGUUCCAGAGAGUACCAGUCUCUCCUCCAGUUAUAUCAGGACUGGGAGGUGCACAGGAAUCUGUCCCAGCUGCCAAAUUUUGCAUUCUCCACUGCACUUUGCCAUUUCCAUCUCAGUCAGCAGGAAGAUAUGGAUCCUGAAGAAAGUAACAAAGAAAGACACAAAGCUGACCUGAUGCUUCAGGACUCUCUCAUCAUGUUCCCUGGAGUCUUGAUGCCUCUAUUGGAUCUGUGUACUGUGCAGCCAGAUUCCACAGUCACUGCACACGCCUUCUUUGGCCCAAAGAGUCAGAUAGGGCAGCCCCCAGCCCUGGCUGAACUUACUUCACUGUAUGUGGGGAGGACUUGCAGCCUGUGGAGGGAGGCAGCAGUAAUGCUGUGGUUGGAAGAGUCUGUGAAAGAGGUGCUUCGUCGAGUUGAUGCCAAAGACCCUCUGGUGGAGGACUGCCAAAAUAAGAGAAAGCAGAGGUAUCAGAGUGCACCAAGGAACAUCCAUCGCCACGUUCUCCUCUCUGAAAUCAAAGAAGCCACAUCAAGCCUGCCUUUGGAGGUGACCAGUCAGCCUGUGAUGGGCUUUGACCCUCUGCCUCCACUGGACUCAGUGAUGUCGUAUACCCGGCCAGAGAGGCAGCAUGUUGGUGCAUCCAAUGAGAGCACGUUGUCACUGUUUUUCCGGUCGUUGCUGCCAAACUUCAACCUUCAGGGUGGACUGAGGCAGGAGGAUGACAUGGAAGUGGCUCGAGCCGGUCAGGAGCUGAACCAGGAAGUGAAUCGUCUAAUGGUGGCGAUGAGGGACAUGCUGGCAAACAUCAGGUUUCAAGAGCCGCCGAGAGAGGACAACCCCUACAGAGAUGAGGAGGAAUGGGACUGACUGAGGAGGAGGGAGACAGAGGUGGAAUUUUCAAGUGUGAGGAUGAAGAGGAAUCAAAUAGACAAAUAAACGUAAUAAAUGUCAUGACAUUAAGAAAAAUAUUUAAUUGUGUUUAUAAUAAUUAAAAGGAGAUGGAGUGGGACAACUGAAUAGUAUUUUUUUUAAUCCCAUUUUAAUUUUAGUCACAAGUACUUAGGUGAAAGGAAGAGAUGACUCGGAGCCUGUUCACUCCUCUACUUUAGUGACAUGGAUAAAGACAAAUACUCUGGGUGGUUUUAUUAACAUGGGGAACUGGGGAAAAGUCAGAUUGGUUAGUUGCAGUAACCUGCCAUAAAGUUGACAGUGUUAUUUAAAAUAAUUGCAGUUCCAACAUCUCCAACACAAAAUGGCCGCUACUCUUCGUUCUUUCUCCUGUGGUUUAGAGUUUUUAAUGUUCACAAACACUGCUUUAUGAAAUAAGAAUAAAGUUGAAACAGUC
Morone saxatilis (striped sea-bass) is the source of this 2660-nucleotide messenger RNA. RefSeq names its product transcription factor 25 (basic helix-loop-helix) (gene tcf25). Gene Ontology annotation, molecular function: protein binding. Bases 119 to 2182 code for a protein of 687 amino acids. The transcript is spliced from 18 exons. Gene Ontology annotation, cellular component: RQC complex. The record is from RefSeq and is a predicted model, not a curated record. NCBI's taxonomy places the organism in Eukaryota, Metazoa, Chordata, Actinopteri, Moronidae.